This is a messenger RNA of Pieris brassicae (large cabbage white), 1124 nucleotides long. Its product is annotated as E3 ubiquitin-protein ligase RNF181. The transcript has 3 exons. The record is from RefSeq and is a predicted model, not a curated record. Lineage: Eukaryota; Metazoa; Arthropoda; Insecta; Lepidoptera; Pieridae. Gene Ontology annotation, molecular function: ubiquitin protein ligase activity. Gene Ontology annotation, biological process: protein ubiquitination. The coding region runs from base 162 to 605 and encodes 147 amino acids. Gene Ontology annotation, cellular component: cytoplasm.
AGUCACCAACAAUAGUUUUUUUUAAUUGAAAACUUCGAAGUAAACAAACUCAUCAAACUUUCGGAGUGAAAUACAAUUUCCACAACUAUAUACAUUUUAUUAUUUAAAUUUCAGUGUAGUAAAAGUUUCUGCCAUUUGAAAUUAGUUUUAUUUGUGUAAUCAUGACUGACUAUUUCCAAGAGAUGGGAUGGAGAGAAUUACAAGACGGUGAGCAGCCAAAUCACUUUUUACAUUUGGCAAGACUCUUGAUGGAUUAUAACAUAUUUGACGACAAUUUUACUGGAGAAUGGCCUAGAUUACCACCUCCAGCAUCAAAAGAAGUAGUAAAAAAUUUAGCUGAUAUUACUAUUGAAGUGGACGAUAAGAAUUGCCCUAUAUGCCUAAAGAAUUUUGAAAAAACUGAAAAAGCUAAGCAAAUGCCUUGCAACCAUAUUUUUCAUCCUACAUGUAUUUUGACUUGGUUGGAAAAGACCAACUCAUGUCCAUUUUGUCGCCAUGAACUACCCACUGAUGAUGUAGCAUAUGAAGCAUUUAAGAAGGAAAAGAAAAGAGCUGAACAAAGAAAAGAAGAUAUAGAAGUUCUUCAUAACUCUAUGUUUAGUUGAUACUUCUAUCAUAUAAUACAUAUCGGGUAUAGGGCAAUUAUAAAUAAGAUUAAGAUUUUAAAAGUUUAAAAUGUCUGUACCAUUUACUAAUCACUCCUUUUAUAUAAUUAUUAUGUAUAUUAAAAAUCUUAACUUAGCGCUUCCUUUGACUCUCAUAUGCUAAUAUUAUAUAUGUUUCUGACAUAGGGGAGUGAUACUUAAAUUAUACAUUAGGUAAUAUAGUUUUUAUUUAUUCUGCACAUUUAUUUGUUUGAGGCAUUCAAUUUAAAAAACCUUUAAUAAAAAAAUUAAAUAAUAUGAUAAUAAUACCAUAUAUAUUUAAUUUUUGAGAUGUAGUAUGCCGACAGAAAAUACUACCACCACUUGUGUUGCAGAUUAAAGCAUAUUGUGAGGUAUGCUGAAAAAGCAAAAUUAAAUAUGUGGAAAUUUAUUUUCACAAUAAAUUAAGAUAACAAUUUAACUCAAAUAUGUUACUGUUAUUGUGAUCGCAAAUAUUAUAUGUACCAAUUUAAAAAAGAA